This is a messenger RNA of Coccomyxa subellipsoidea C-169, 960 nucleotides long. RefSeq names its product NAD(P)-binding protein. The transcript is spliced from 4 exons. The coding region runs from base 43 to 633 and encodes 196 amino acids. NCBI's taxonomy places the organism in Eukaryota, Viridiplantae, Chlorophyta, Trebouxiophyceae, Coccomyxaceae. The record is from RefSeq and is a predicted model, not a curated record.
CUUAUUUUAUACAAAAUUCCCGUCUUAACAAAUUACUUGUGCAUGCCGCUACUGUGCAGAAGCCUGCCGCAAGUUCUCUGUUCACGAUUGUUCAGAAGCAGUACUAAAAACAGAUUGGCCUUGCAAGCUAGGAACGUCCCAGUCAUGGGUCUCUUUCAGAGUAAUACUGCGUCCCCGGGAGCCGCUGAAGAGUGGAGAUCAAGAUUAAUUACAAGACCAAGCGACGCUAUUAAGAUUGCUGGGGAGGCCAAAAGUGUCGCUGUUCUGGGCAUAGCCCCAGAAACGAGAGCAGACAGGCCAGCACACUACGUUGCCAAAUCAUUGCAAGCUGCAGGCGUGAAGAUCAUUCCAGUACCAGUCUACUAUCCUGAUGUCAAAGAGAUCCUGGGAGAGAAGGUGAUUAGAAGGCUACAAGACGUUCCACAGCCUGUGGACAUUCUAGACGUCUUCAGGCGUGCAGAGGACCUUGCCGGUCACCUGGAUGACAUAUUGGAAAUCAAGCCAAAGGUCGUGUGGCUUCAGUCUGGCAUUAGUGACCGGCAAUUUGAGGAGGGAAUCGCAAAGGCAGGCAUCACCGUUGUGGCAGACAGGUGCCUCAUGGUGGACCAUGACCGUGCAACAGCGAGACUGUAGACAGCAACUUCUUCAGAUCUGAUUGAUGCACAAAGAACAUGCGGCAUUAUUAAGUAUGUGUUUACAGUCAGACAGCUGAAUAACAGAAGUGCCUGAUAUCAUCAAGAACGGAUCAAUGCUUACUGAUGAACUUUGCAGCGUAGCUAGAAUUUUCAUGCACUGCAGUGGCAGGGAAGGAGCUGAACAACGUGUUGGUUGCUCUUGUAUUUGUAGAGAACACUUACAAUGCAUGGCCAUGAUGUAGGCCAACUGGUCUCCUCAACAAGAUUAGGAAGAGCGUCUCUCUAAGAGCCAAGAAGUGGGUUAGUCUUUGUACUGCCACGAAUC